Messenger RNA from Leptidea sinapis, 4177 nucleotides. RefSeq lists its product as uncharacterized. The record is from RefSeq and is a predicted model, not a curated record. NCBI's taxonomy places the organism in Eukaryota, Metazoa, Arthropoda, Insecta, Lepidoptera, Pieridae. The transcript is spliced from 5 exons. Bases 328 to 3543 code for a protein of 1071 amino acids.
GCACUUUGUAUACGUUAGCAAUCGCUCGAGCACUCAGUAACUCAGUCAGUGACAACUCGUCGUGCAAGCCACUUUCACGUUCGAAUAUUAAAAAAGGGGGAAACUCGGAGAGAGAGAGAGAAAUCUCGCAUUUUGCGCCACUAAUCAACCAGUAAACUAAUCGCCGUUGACAAAACUAUACACUCGAUAAGGCGGUAUUUACAAACACAUUCACGAUAAGUCGGGCGCGUGCUUUCCAACCUUUUUCUUACUUCUUCCUUUCCUUUCUUGAAGGAUACGUUUGUGUGAGUGGUAAAGGGAUUUGUGUGUGUGUUACUUUUGUGUAAUAUGGGUAUAUCUGGAGGCACUAUGACGCUGCUGAGUACGUUGGCUGCUUUGGUAAUCAUUGUGCACACCGCUGAAGAGGAAUACGAAAGGGCCCAAGGAGGUCUGAGAGCCAGGUCGCUGGAUUUAGAUACAUCCAACUAUGAUAAGGCUUGGCGAGCGUCAGAAUUAGAUCCAAUUUUAAUUGCACCAUUGGAGCAAACUUAUAACAGCUCACCGGACGGAGGGACUAAAUACAGAAGAUCGCGACAUAAAAGGAAACGUCGACCCACGACUUCCGACGAUGACUUUGUUACACAUGAACGACAGUAUCGGGGAGACAUACGUCCUCAUACCCAUCAAUACUUCAUCAACCAUCCAGAUUUAAGAGGGAAAAUAGAUGAGAAUAUGAGAAUAGAACAUAGAAACGGGGGUCGCAGACAAACCAGAUAUGGCCAUCGACGUAAAAAGCCUAAACUUGCAGAAAAUAGGCCAAGAUUAAGUGAAUUUGAUGACAUAAGAUCAGACGAUGUUAGGGAAAACAAUGAAAAUGCUUCAGUAGAUGACGCAAGUGAGGUAAACGACAAAAGCAUAGUAGAUAGACAUGACGAAACACAUUUUAGUACAGAAGAAACAAGUAACGAUCGCUCCACAGAAUCUACUAGAUAUAUUGGUAAAAUUAAUCGCGCGCAAACACAUAACGACAAAUCUAUAAAUUCAAUGUCUGAAUUUUCUUUCGAAACUCAUCAAAAACCCGAAUUAACAAUGGCAAAAAGGCCGAUUCGCCAACAGGUAACGAAACAUACAACUCCGGUAUCAAAAGAGAAAGAGAAAGCAAGAGAAAAGGGAAAUCAACCCAUUGACCCUUCAACGUUGAAGGCAAUUUUAAAGAGAUCCAACGGAAAAAGCUUAAGCGAAAUACUUCAACAAAACAACCUUUCUUUGCACGAUUUACUACAAGGAAAAGAAGAAGCAGUUUCUAAGCUUAUCACAAAUAGGCAAAUGGAUAAUUAUAAACAGCUUCAUGAAGAAACUCCGGAUUCAGUCAUUCAUUUAGAGGAAAACACUGAACCAACAUCUGUGAUUGAAAAUGAAACUGAAUCAAUAUUAGUAGGCCAAUCAGAUGAAAUGGAAGAAAAGAAAGACAAUACUAGAUACGAAGAUAUAGAAUUCAUCACUACAACCACUAUAAGUGUGACUGAUGAUUUAGAAGAAUUAGGAAUAAAAGAAAAAGAUGAAGUAAUUGAGAUAUUAACAACAUCCAUGCCAAAACAUACAACAGAAGAGAUCGACUAUGAUACCUUUUUCAAGCCAACUACAAGACGACGGUAUCCAUUUAAACCAAGGCGGAAAAUUAGGAGACGACCAUUAAAUGCCAUCGGUUAUAAAGGACAGCUAAGCCGCGAUUUUAUGGCUUUAACAUCGAAUAAAAAUACGACAACAGAAUGGAUGGAGUUAUUGCCUUCUAAUGUUAAAACAAGAAUGGAUGAACCAUCAGUACAUUGGUCCAGUUCUCAAGAAAACUCAACAAGUUUAGAUUUGACACAACCAAUUAGCGCUCAAGAACAGUAUUCAAUUACAGAUCAUGAUGUGUCAAUUUCUCCAACGAAGAACUCCAGUGAACUUUUAAUAAAAACCACACAAGACACUUCGAAUACAAUAUUUUCCGAAAGUGAAUUGAACAUAACAAAUACCACAACAUCUCUUAUUGAUCAAGUAGAUAUAAUUCAGACUACACCUUUAACAGAAGAAAAAGCAAGUACAACAUCUGAAAAAUCCACUACUUUAGAUGAUUCCAAAACAACGAGAACAACAAUCAAUUCUUAUAAUUCAAGAAGACAAGCACUAGGAAACAGAUUAAAGAAAAAACGGAUGAAACAAAAGAAUUCAUCAAACGAAUCGACAUCAGAUAUUCCAAUUCAAGAUAUUAGCGGAAUAGCUAAUGUAAUACCUGUAUCAGAUUUUAUAACAAAAUCUCAAUCGCCUUCUGACGAAGAAAAAAUCAGUUUACCGUCAACUUUAACAACCAAUCUGUACACAAAAUCCGUGGUCAAUAAUUACAGAACGACAAAGUUUUCCAAAAUGAAGACGACUACAACUGCAACGAAACCGCCAACAACAAUUAGAGAGAACACAGCUAAAUAUGAAAUUGAAGAAAUAUUAAACGACACUGAGACCAAUGCUCGACUUUCUAAAAUACUCAUGGAGAGAAAUAUGACUCUAAAUGAAUUAGUACAACAUAGGGAAAGAGGGUCCAGCCAUGUUCAUUUAGCUGAUAUAUUCCAUAAUGCCUCUAAGGAACCAAAUCCACCUGAGCCAUUUCUAUCAAAAUCAUUUAUAGAGCCAAUUUCCAAAGAAACAUAUCCAUUGAGAGCGAUAUUAGAUGCGAAUUUGCAUGAUUCUAAAGCAUCAGGUAUAGAUGCAAACAUUUUACACGAAAAUUUUCCAAAUAUUCCAGUAGUGAUGAACUAUGGCAAUAACGUUAAUGAAAACGGAGAAAAUAUGGGUAUAAUGUCAUUAUUUAAUAACAUUACUCAAAAUAAGGAAUUACAUGAUAGAAAGAGUUCUAGUAAUGAUAAAAUGAAUACGAAUGAAGACCAAACCUUAAUGAAUUUACACAAUGAAUCAAGAGAAGGACGACAUUUAAAGUCAGAUAAAGAUUUAGUUACCUGGAACGAUAUAUUUGAACUAGUACGUAGAAAUAGGACCCAAUCUGCAGAUCCAGAAAUCCUAAAACCUCGUCACUUGGCUAAAUCGGAAAUAUUAGAAAAAAUCCUGCUUGAAGAGGACGCAAAGAGUGAUGGUGCUAUCGUUUUAGAAGACUUACAACAUAUGAAAGACAAUAACGCAGCAUCGUCCAGCGAGGAAAACGUCGAGGUUAAACUAUUAGAAAACAUUGAGACGAAGAAUCCGCCGACUACAAACACGUCAAGCCACGUAAAAUCAGUUACUGUAGUAACGGCAAGUAUUAUUGGUUUAGGUCUGGUUUUGUUUUUACUCACAUAUACAGCCUUUAAAUGGAAACAGCAGAGUAAAAUUUUAGAAACUAAAAACUGUGUUCAUGAAGAGCGAAUACCGAGUCCUGUGUUUGAGAACAGACAGGGUAAGAACAAUAGUAGCACGCGAAGUAAAAGUCCAAUGCUCUCAUCAAACAUCUAUGCGAUAGAUUCGAUUGAUCCUCACCAUGGAGCUGAGUCACCUGAAUACAUGUGGGACAGUCUAAGGAAACCAUUUCAAUAAUAAGUAAUGCAUUUUUAUUUGUAAGAUUAGACUGAUAAAUAUGUAAGUGAUAGCCAACAUAUUAUUAUGCGUGUUAUAAAUUAUUUCAUUAUUGUAUUUUGAUGUUCUAUGACAAAUUUAAAGGUAAUUUGAAAUUAAUAGGUUAUUACAGAUUAAAAUGUUUAAUAAUUAUAUAAAAUUCAUUGUAAUAUGUAACUCUGGGGCUUGUAAUAAGUUGAGAUAUAGUAGGUAUUUCACAGAGAAUUAUUUGUGGAAUGAUGAUACAAAAAAAAACAAUUUAAUUGAAAGAAUUUGAUAGAAUUACUCCUGUGGAUAACUAAAAUCAAUAUGGUAAAGUAAGGUUAAAAAAUUCAUGUUAUAAGCAACAAUUAGUUACAUCAAUAUACUGUCCCAAAAAAAUCAAAGUAUUGUCAAUUAAAUUAAUAAUAUUACUUAAGUAAGUUUUGUAAUAAUCUGGUAAUACGCCAUAUAAAUGAAAUUAGAGUUUAUUAAACAAACAAUUCAAUAUAUAACUGUAAAAUAAUUUCCUUAGCUGGCUAAGUUACUUUAAUUAUUGUAUUUUACUACAGUAUUAUGUAGCAAGUGCAAUAAAUAAUUAAAAUUUACAAUAAAAAACUAUAUUUUUUAUUUGUUA